Messenger RNA from Colossoma macropomum (tambaqui), 2974 nucleotides. RefSeq names its product ATP-dependent RNA helicase DDX19A. The record is from RefSeq and is a predicted model, not a curated record. The transcript is spliced from 12 exons. NCBI's taxonomy places the organism in Eukaryota, Metazoa, Chordata, Actinopteri, Characiformes, Serrasalmidae. Gene Ontology annotation, cellular component: cytoplasmic stress granule; nucleus. Bases 145 to 1587 code for a protein of 480 amino acids. Gene Ontology annotation, molecular function: RNA binding; RNA helicase activity; ATP binding. Gene Ontology annotation, biological process: poly(A)+ mRNA export from nucleus.
UCUGUUUACUGAAACCCUCCCGGCCAGCUGAAGCAGGAGCACGUGCCCGUUAGACGGCGAAGCCGAAGCCGGUGAAAGUGGAUGAAAGUGCUCUGAAAAAGUAGUCGAAGUUGUGUAUUAAGUGGUCAGAGAUAACAGAAGGCUAUGGCUACCGACUCGUGGGCUCUGGCCGUGGAUGAACAAGAAGCCGCCUCCAAGUCGAUUGGAGCCCUGCGGAUUAGAGAAAGACGAGUCAUACCGAGAGCCGAGGCCAAUGGAAUGGCAAAACCUAGCGAGGAUGGUGACAAAUCUGAUGAAGAGGAAAAAGAGGACAGAGCUGCACAGUCACUCCUCAAUAAAUUAAUCAGAAGCAAUCUUGUCAACAACACAAACCAAGUGGAGGUUCUUCAGAGAGAUCCAAAUUCACCUCUGUACUCAGUCAAGACGUUUGAAGAGCUGCGACUGAAACCACCGCUUCUCCAAGGCGUGUAUGGAAUGGGCUUCAACAGACCCUCCAAAAUCCAGGAAAAUGCCCUGCCUAUGAUGCUGGCAGAACCACCCCAGAACCUGAUUGCCCAGUCUCAGUCCGGCACGGGCAAAACUGCUGCCUUUGUGUUGGCCAUGCUGAGCCACGUCGACCCCACAAACAAGUGGACACAGUGUUUGUGCAUUUCUCCAACCUAUGAGCUCGCCCUGCAGACAGGCAAAGUGGUGGAGCAGAUGGGGAAGUUCUACCCUGAAGUGAAACUGGCGUACGCCGUUCGAGGCAAUAAAAUGGAGCGAGGCAGUAAGAUCCAGGAGCAAAUAGUUAUCGGUACUCCUGGCACCGUGCUGGAUUGGUUCCUGAAACUCAAGCUAAUGGACCCCAAGAAGAUUCGAGUGUUUGUGCUGGACGAGGCUGACGUUAUGAUAGCCACACAGGGCCAUCAGGACCAGAGCAUCCGCAUUCAGAGGAUGCUGCCCAAAGACUGCCAAAUGCUGCUCUUCUCUGCUACCUUUGAGGACUCAGUGUGGAAGUUCGCUGAGCGGAUCGUUCCAGAUCCCAACGUAAUCAAACUGAAAAGGGAGGAGGAAACCCUGGACACCAUUAAGCAGUAUUAUGUGCUCUGCAAUAAUAAAGAGGACAAGUUUUCUGCACUCUGUAACAUCUAUGGGGCAAUCACCAUCGCACAGGCUAUGAUCUUCUGCCAUACUCGAAAGAUAGCAGCCUGGCUGGCAGGGCAAAUGUCUAAAGAAGGCCACCAGGUGGCACUGCUGAGUGGUGAAAUGGUGAUCGAGCAAAGAGCGGCUGUCAUUGAACGCUUCAGAGAAGGCAAAGAGAAAGUGCUGAUAACCACUAAUGUGUGUGCAAGAGGCAUCGAUGUGGAGCAGGUUUCUGUGGUGAUCAACUUUGAUCUGCCACUGGAUAAAGAUGGAAACCCAGACAAUGAGACAUACCUCCACAGGAUCGGCAGGACAGGGCGCUUCGGCAAACGAGGACUGGCCAUCAACAUGGUGGACAGUGACCACAGCAUGGAUGUUCUCAAAGCAAUUGAGAAGCAUUUCAAUAAGAAAAUAUUGAAGCUGGAUACAGAUGAUCUUGACGAAAUUGAAAAAAUUGCCAACUGAGGUGAUGACGAGCCCCAAACACACUCCACAACAAUACUGUCAUUUAUAUAGUUACCUCAUCAAGCAUCUUCCAUUUGACCAAGCUUCUUUAGGGCUCUGUUUUAUUUUGGGCUAAAAACAUGUUUACAUUAAAUGCAAUUAGGUUACCUAACCUUUAACAAGAAAUUUUAAACUUGAGCUUACUUUUUGCCAAAUAGACUUGAUUCUUAGCUGAUAGUUGCUAAGUUUGAAUUUUGUGUAUGGGUUACGCACUUUUUUUUCCUGUGUUCUACUGUGAAAAUGAUUAGAUUCCCUUUUGGUUUCUAAUAAUUAUGGUUGAGUGAAGUAUAUAAGCUAUCAUAAGUAGGUAAAUUGUAUAAGAGGAUAGGUAACAGUGUGCCUAAAGUCCUUGAAAAGGACUAAAAAUAUAUAAAUAGAUGUGCUGCAAAAAGCACAUAGACACCAAAAAGCCAAACAAGGCAAUCAUAUCAAAAUGUAGCGGAGAUUUUGCACUUUAGGUGACCACUUUAUCGAGGAACCAAGCAGGCAAGUAAAAUGUUCCAAAAACACUAGCAUUCCUCAAAAGUACUGUGAUCUUACAAAAACACUCCUUAAGUGUAAAGUUAACACUUUACUGUAGGGUACUGUUCAUAACCUACAUAAGCUUGUCAUGACAACUGACAUAAUCCUACAUAAAUGUUUAUAAAUGCUUAUUCCAAUAGGCAUCAUUCGCUAUAUAAAGGAUGCAUUUGCCAAUUUUGAUUAAAGCUAGCUAAAGUACCAUAUAUGACAGAAAUGCCAUUCGGAAUAAGCAUUCAUAAACAUUUACGUAGGGUUAUGACAGGCUUUUGUAGGUGUCAUGUAGCCUCAUGAGCAGUAUCCUACAGUACAGUGUUACCAGCGUACAUAUUGUGGAAACACACAAGAACGUUUAGUACUUGUAACCCACAGUUUUUGGUGGGGUUUCAUCUCACGAUUUCAAGAAGGCUACAGUGAAGAAUUAAAAAGUUAUGUUUAAUUUUUGUUCAGAUGACCAGAAGUUGUUUUGAAUGAAAAGUUGCAUUCUGCGAAGUUUUGUUUCCUGAAACACUAGAGAGUGUGUUCUGUUCUGAGGCUAAAGUCUAGCACUUUUACUGAAUAAAAUAGCUGAUAUACAAACAUACUUGAAUCGUUAGGAAUAACUACAUUUGUUUGAUGGAAAGGAAAGCAACAAUUUUAUUUAGCUGUGUUAGUGAAUAUGCACUUUGGUUUGUUUGAGAAUGCUGUGUUUGGAUAUGAGUGAAUUUAAUGAGUUAAAGAUUAGCUGGAAAAUAUUUAAUAGCAGCACUUGUUUUGUUUUCUGCUCUUCUGCUGCAUUUAUUGUUUUAGAGUUGCUUCUUGAUAUAUGCAAUAAAAAUCCCAACCACAA